GAGCUGUGGAGCGGCCAGUUGCUGCGGCUGCCUCUGUGCGGGCUUCAGCGGUUGUCUCUUAAGGCUCCGGGUUGCGGAAUGCCUGGUCUUUUUCUAUAGCGAAGAGCGUUUUAAAAGGAAACGACGCCUUGGUCCUAAGUUGUGAAGGAAUAGAAAAAUGAAGCAAUAACAUUUGUAAGAGGCAAUUGUCAUGGCAGCGAUACCUGAAUCUUACAGCCAUGUGUUGGCAGAGUUUGAAUGUCUUAGUCCCCUGCUUUCUGCUCUCAGGCUGGAUUCCAGUCGUCUGAAGUGUACAUGUAUAGGAAUUUCUCGAAAAUGGUUAGCACUAGGGAGUUCAGGUGGAGGCCUGAAUCUCAUCCAGAAAGAUGGUUGGAAACAGAGGCUUUUCCUCACUCAUAAGGAAGGUGCCAUUUCCUGUGUUGCCUUUUGUUUACAUGAUGAGGAUUAUGUUGCUGUGGCUACCAGUCAAGGCCUUGUUGUUGUAUGGGAAUUAAAUCAAGAGCGUCGUGGGAAGCCAGAGAGGAUUUAUAUCUCUUCUGAGCACAAAGGCAGAAAAGUAACAGCUCUUUGUUGGGAUACUAAUGCACUCCGUGUUUUUGUUGGUGAUCAUGUGGGGAAAGUGUCUGUGAUCAAGAUUAAUUCCUCCAAACAGGGAAAGGCUGCUACUGCAUUUGUGAUGUUUCCCAUUCAUAUUAUAACCACAGUUGAUUCUCGUGUGGUUCAGCUUGAUUAUCUGGAUGGCAGAUUGCUUAUCUCUUCUCUUACACGCUCUUACUUAUGUGACACAGAGAGGGAAAAAUUUUGGAAGAUUGGAAAUAAGGAAAGAGAUGGUGAAUAUGGAGCUUGUUUUUUUCCUGUUGGAAAGAGUGGGGCCAAUCAACAAUCAUUGAUAUAUUGUGCACGGCCUGGUUCACGGAUAUGGGAAGUGAAUUUUGAAGGGGAAGUGCUGAGUACACAUCAGUUCAAACAGUUGUUGUCAUCACCACCUCUUCCUGUUAUUACUAUCAGGGAGGAUCCAGAGUAUAAUGUUUCUGCAUGCUCUCCUCAGUCUUUGGCAUUCCCCAAGCUGCUUUAUUUAAGUGAGCACUGUAUAAUGACGUGGACAGAAAGAGGCAUUUAUAUUUUCAUUCCUCAGAAUGUCCAAGUUCUCCUCUGGAGUGAAGUGAAAGACAUCUAUGAUAUUGCAAUAUAUAAAAAUGAACUCUUCUGCUUACAUACCAAUGGAAAAGUCUCUCAUCUCUCCCUUCUGACAAUUGAAAAAUGUGUGGAACGAUUGCUUAAAAGAAGCUUUUGGACUCUUUCAGCCAAAACGUGCUGUCUUUUCCAGAAUUCUAUUGUUUUGUGUCGGGCAAGAAAGCUUCUUUCUGUAGAUAAGCUGGAACAUUUGAAGUCACAGUUGGAUCUGUCAACAGAAACUGAUCUCAUUACUCAACUUGAAGAACUGAUCUCAAAACUUGAGCCUUUAGAUUCUGCAUGCAGCAGCAGAAGAAGCAGUAUUUCUUCACACGAGAGUUUCAACAUAUUAGAUUCUGGAAUUUAUCGUGUUAUUAGUAGAAGAAACAGUCAGUCUGAUGAAGAUUCUUGUUCCUUACAUAGCCAAACAUUAUCAGAAGAUGAAAGGCUGAAAGAAUUUCACAUACAACAAGAGGAAGAACAGCUUGAACAUGACAGCAUAUCUCAUGCUUCUCUGGUGGUGGACAAUGUUCGGAAUGAGACAUUUCUUCCAUUCAGUAUUCCAUUGUCAUUCCGUUCCCCAUCUCCUCUCGUCUCCCUUCAAGCUGUUAAGGACAGUGUUUCUAGUUUUGUACGGAAGACCACAGAAAAGAUUGAGAAAAUUGGUACUCUCCAUCUGAAUCCUGAUAGAAUCAGACAAGAUGUGAAAGAUGAAGAGCCACUCUCAGAAGUGCCUGCCAGAUUAGAAGCUCAGCCUCUGGAGAAAGGAAUUGAGCUACAGAGCCAGUCUCCAGAAGAGGAUUACCUUAAAGACCUCAAAGCAGUAACUACAGAAACUCUGUCCAAACUCCAGGAUCCACUUGUUUUGUUACAACCACAAAGUUUGAAGGCAAUUUUGCUGGAUUGGAUUCCAUUUCUUGAAGAAACCUGUGGAUUAAAAGCAACUGUUAUUUUAAAUAAUGAGAUAACUGAGGGAAACAAAGAAAUGCCUUUUCAAGCUGAAGACAAAACUUUUCAAGAAAAUGUGCUAAAACACAAUGAGCCCAAAAAUAUAGAAGUGAAUACAGUAUUGGGAAUAAAUGGUGAAAGUGAAAAUCCAAAUACAAUACAGGAGGAAACUUGGGAAGAAAAUACUAAUUCAGUUAUAAAUUAUUAUGCUGAUAAUGUACUACAUGAACAGUCUUUGAGGACGGAGACCAUUUUCAACCAGCAUUACCAGAUUAAUCCCCCAUUUUUAAUAGCACAGAACAUUAAAAAAGAUCUGACAGAGCUGACAACUUUAUGUUUUGAAUUAAAUGUAUAUGAAAGUUCACAAGUAAAUAAUGAGCCAGGUGUGCUACCCGAUGGUUCAUGUGCCCUGGCUUCUAAAUUCAUUAGAGACUAUUUUUUCCUCCUUGAUUUAGAAAGGUUGAAGAGAUGUAUUAUUACCUGUCAUAACAAUCAUUCUGAAGUCUGGGAUGUCUAUAUGGAAGGUCUGAAAGAACUGACUUUGACUAGCCCUGUGACAGUGGCCCUUGAAAAUGGAGAUAUGUUUAAAACACUGAAGUUGCUAGUUGAUUUAGGGCCUUGGGAUGCUCCUGUCUUGCUGGCACAUGCUGAAAGGCUUUAUAAAAAAUUCAGAGAAACUUCUUUAAGGCCUUUGACCCGGUUCUACCCUUUGAUUGGACCUUCAGAUAUCAAGCAAAUUUGUAAAAAUAAUCCUGAACAUUUUCUAGCAUAUUUAGACAGCCUUAUAAAAUCAAAGGCUGAGGAUGAACGUUUGUCAUUCCUUAGAUCUCUUCUCCAUCCUGAUUCAUUACAAUUGGAGUGGCUGUGUUUGGCAAUGUCGCAUGAUGCCCCGCAUAAAACAAGCACAAUAGAUGCUCAUGGAAAUCCACGGCCACAUUCACAUUUGUUUACUUGGGGGUAUAAUCAACUGAUUGUACUUUUGCUUAAUCUUCCAACUGAUGUUGUCCGGAAGGAGAAAAUGACUGAUAUAUGUCAAAGCAAUGGCUUCUGGCCUGGAUAUCUUUCUCUCUGUUUGGAGUUGGACAGAAGAUCAGAAGUAUUUAUAAAAAUUGUUCAUUUGGAUGACAUGGAGUUGUUGAACACUAAAGACGGAACCGUUCCAAAGACAAUAGAAGAAUGGAAGUUCCUUCUUUGCCUCGUGAAGAGUCAUCAUAACAUCCAUGUUUCACAAAGGGAUAUAGCUGUUACUAAUGGUACUCCUGAGUGGUCAAAUUCUGUUACUGUUGAAAAUGUUGCACUCCUUGCAGCCAGAAUAAUUGGUCCAGAUCACUCUUUGCAGAUGUUACAGGAAUGUGAUUUGGUAGCUGAAUUAUCAGAAAGAUUUGCCAAGAUUUGUGAGAUACUAAGAAUUGCUGAAAAACGGCAAAGAGCGCUGAUCCAGUCCAUGCUAGAAAGAUGUGACCGAUUUCUGUGGUCUCAACAAGCAUUAAAUCACCCUGGAUUGUAAAGACAAUAAAAAGCACCGUUUUUCUUACAUUGCAUCAUUUUAAAGAAAAACCUUCCUGUAUAGAAAAGGUGCAGUAAUUAACAUAGUAAAGCUUUGGUUUUUUUUAAGAUAUCUGUUCAAUAUUAUAUUCCCAAUUAUUUAUGAUAACUGUUGUGUUGCAUGACAUUAUCACCAAAAAGAUGGAAAAUCAUUUAAUGCAAACUAUUUUUUCAAAUAAUGGGACAGCCAUGAAGAUGAAAUUCUUUAUUCUUCUUAUUAUAUUAUUAUAUAUGUACUAAGUGUUACAUUUGAUUAUACUAAAAAGAAUGAAAUAUUUAACAACUUUUCUGUCAAAAUUUUGGGAUUUUUUAAUAAAACAGCUUGCAAAUUAAUAUAAUUACUAAUACAUUAUCAUUAAAAAUCAAGAUGUACUUUCUGAAUUAAACUGAAAUCUUUGGCAUGGUGCAUUGUUCAGUUAAGCAUUGUAUGAUUGUAUCUAACAUUCCACAUAUGUAAAAAUAUUGUGGAACUUUACUAGUUAUAUUAAAAAAUGAAAGAAUAGAAUUAAGCAGCAAUACUAAUAUUGCUGCUAAUAAUACUAAUAUAUAAUUCCAAAUAGACAUUCAUGUCACUUACAUGUAUUUAAAACUUGCCAAUUUCAGCAUUUAGUGAGUUGGUACAAUUCACUAUGGAACAGAGUGAGGAAAAAAAUACCGAUAUUUUUCUAAAAACAUGCGUGAAAGAGGUAGAAAGGGGGACUAUCUUACUUUGAUUUUCAAGAAAUUGAAGACAUUGCUGGUAGAUAAAUGAAACUUUCUUACCUUGCAUCUGAUUGUGUUUUUCAUGUAUGCACUUACAAUGGUUUGAAUAAGCGUCUAAAUUAUGCUUAUGUACGAUCCAUGGCAUGGACCAUGUUCUACUGUACUAAUUUUUGUUGGUCUUGGUAGCUGGGGAAUGGAAAGAGUAGUCAUAAAUUUAUUAUGAUUAGUCUUGCAUUUUGUUAAAUCGAAUUAGAAUUGCAUCAUCUGUAUUGUCUAUAACAUUUCAAGGACAUACCAUAUUUUUCAGAGUAUAAGACGCUCUAAAGUAUGAGACACACAUAGCUUUGGGGAGGAAAACAAGAAAAAAAAUCUGCCUCUGCCUCCCAGCAAUUUGCCUCCUUGCAGCAAACAACAGCCUGUUUCAGUUUCAACGCAGCCUGAUUAGCACAAGCAGCUGAUUGCCAGUAGGAUCUGCAGGGAUUUCCAUAGCCUAUUGCCACCUCUACGUGCCCCAUUUUUGGCCUCUGCAUCCGGUUUUUAGCCACAUGCCACACUUUUGGCCUCCAUGUGCCCCAUUUUCUGCCUGCUUCAGGAAGUGGAAUUUGG
Pseudonaja textilis is the source of this 4974-nucleotide messenger RNA. Lineage: Eukaryota; Metazoa; Chordata; Lepidosauria; Squamata; Elapidae. The record is from RefSeq and is a predicted model, not a curated record.